AUAAUUUAUAUAUAUAACAUUCAUCCCGUGCAAAACGCGGAUCUUAACCUAGUGAUAAGUAAAGUGGCAUCUGUCGACCAUGAAUGAAUAAAAAAGAUAAAACCUAAAUAUUAGAAUGAAAAUUAUUUAUAUGAUGAAAGAAAAACAAUAUUUUUGGUUCACAGAGAAAACAAUUACUUGUAGAAUAUAUCACAUGUAUAUUCUAUAAAAAUAUAUUAAAUAUAUGUAAUGAAUGCUUAACUUAUAUCACUUUUGGAACUUGGAAGUGGUAAAUCCCAUUCCCACACACCAUUUUAUGCCUAUCACGUCGAAACAUUAUAACACUAUAUAUUGUAUGCCGUGCAUACACGUUCAUAUCACAAGUUGUCGUCAUGUCAACCCUAAACCCUAAUUAAUUAGAAAGUUACCCUUUAUUGUCAACGCCAUUAGCCUAUAUAAAACCCCAUGAAACUAGUUUUCAAAAAUUCACUUGCUUUUUCUCCAAUCCAACAUAUAAUUAAAGCAAGCAAAAAUAAAAUGGCUUUCUCACGCCUUUCAUUUGCUGCUUCUCUCGUUCUCUUCUCAUCUCUAAUCAUAUCCUCAGUUGCUUAUUACGGUGACGAAGCAAACCCCGAGAACGGAAAAUUAAUUCCGGUCGCCGUUGAAGGUGUCAUCAUGUGCAAGUCCGGUGAUAAAUCUUACCCAAUUCAAGGUGCGACGGCAAGAGUUACAUGUGUGAAGACAGACGUAUAUGGGGAAGAGAUUGUUCCAGUCUCAAUGAUGAGCAGCAAAACUGAUGCUAAAGGUUACUUCUUUGCCACUUUAUUUCCUUCACAGCUUCGUGAAGGAAGGAUGGUGACUAAGUGCAAAGUUUUCCUUCACAAAUCUCCAAUCGCUGGUUGCAAUUUCCCGACCGAUGUGAACAAAGGUGUGAAAGGACAGUCACUAAGCAAGUACCGUAUUCUUGAAGACAAGAGUUUCAAGCUUUACUGGGCUGGUCCUUUCUUCUUCACCUCUGAACCUACAUACUACUAAAUUGAUGAACAUGAUGUUUUCAGAAUCUUAAAUUGAUGAACAUGAUGUUUUCAGAAUCUUUUGUUUUCUUUGUUUAUAAUUGAUUUAUCAUUUUGUGAAAUACAUUCAUUUAUCUCUGUGCAAGUUAUAAUGUUUUACAGACUAUCUACAUUAUUACAUUUGUAUGUUCA
Molecule: messenger RNA, 1184 nt
Organism: Brassica napus (rape)
Lineage: Eukaryota; Viridiplantae; Streptophyta; Magnoliopsida; Brassicales; Brassicaceae
Product: protein SEED AND ROOT HAIR PROTECTIVE PROTEIN-like
Exons: 2
Coding region: 445-1014 (189 amino acids)
Source: RefSeq, a predicted model, not a curated record